AUGAGAGUCGGGGCACUCCCUGUGGUGGGCGGCGACCGCCGCAUACCGUCCUACGGCGGGGACUAUCGCUACGCCAGGGAAGACAAGGGCGUUGAAGUGCAGCUGUUGCUGUUCGAAUCGUUCGGCGGGUUCGGAAAGGGGGUCCGUGAGAUCCUCCGGAAGGCGGCGAACGUGCUGCAGAACAAGCUGACGCGGGCCCAGUACCUCGAUGAGGAGUCGCUUAGGCGGCUCCAGUGGUGUACCUGUGUUAGUGCCAGCGGCUCCCGUGGUGUACCUGUGUUAGUGCCAGUGCGCGCCAGUCCCGUGCCCACAGUGUUUGCCAGUGCGCGCCAGUCCCGUGCCCAGUGUGGGUUUCUAAAAUUCUUUUUCUGGGCUGCUGGUUGUGAUCGCUUUGCUCUCGCGCCGGUGCACUCAAUGCCGAAGCGCGAUCGCGAGCAGGACGAUCCGUGGGGUGUUCUCGUGCCUCACAACCCGCUGUGCGGAGCUCCCGUCCCGCUCUGCAGUCCGACGGUCGUCAUCGGCCGCGAGGGUGAUGUCACUGCGCCGUGCAAUCCGCAUCUCUCGAGGCAGCACAUCCGGCUCGAGCGAGACGCGGCCGGCGCCGUCUACGCCACGCACCUCUCGGCGACGAAUCGGACCUACCUCAACGGCCGCCAACUAGCGCGCGACGUUGCGGUCCGUGUCGAGCCAGACCAGGGCAACGCCCCGUUUUCUCUUCCCGGUGAGGCGGCGGACGCGCCGCUGCUGUUUGCGUCCUGGCGGAACGCGGAGGAGGCGCGCGCGGCGCUGGCGGACGAGCACGUCCGCGGGUGGUGCGGUUGGACCCUCCGCUUCGACGACAGCGGCCAAGAAACGCACGGAGGCGGCUCCGCCGCCGCCGCCGCCAAGAAGAUGGCAUGA
Molecule: messenger RNA, 900 nt
Organism: Emiliania huxleyi CCMP1516
Lineage: Eukaryota; Haptophyta; Isochrysidales; Noelaerhabdaceae
Exons: 5
Coding region: 1-900 (299 amino acids)
Molecular function (GO): protein binding
Source: RefSeq, a predicted model, not a curated record